Messenger RNA from Cladocopium goreaui, 2508 nucleotides. The record is from the annotation of a GenBank genome assembly. NCBI's taxonomy places the organism in Eukaryota, Dinophyceae, Suessiales, Symbiodiniaceae.
CAGGGAUCCUCGGACUUGGGAUACAAGUUGGAGCUCACUCGACACAAGAUCCUCUACAACAACCUGGGCGGCUUUGGUCCUGGACAUCUCGAUCAACCCAUGCUGAUGCGCUUCGAAAAGACCUGCGCCAUCGACGAUCAACGCGUGGAUCUGGUGCUUAGUGCGCCCCACGGCUAUCAUCCGCAGCAGCCCGCGCUCAACGGGGUGCACAAUGGGAAUGCAGCAGUCAGCGUGGCUGCUGGAACAUCGGUGGACUUGCGUUUGCUGCUGACCACACAGUCGGGACAUCAGGCGACGCCAAUGAUGCUCUCCAAACUUUAUGUGUCCAUCUUUGACCAGGAGGACGGUCGCGGCCUGUCGGGCCUCGGAAAGGUCGCGGUACGCGGCUUUGAGGUGGUGAUCUUCGCCAAUGGCACGCGCGUGCCCAGCUGGACCUUGCCCAAUACCGAGCAGCAUGGGGCGUGGGUCGUGCCGGUGGGGCCCAGAGUGCUCUUCCUCUUUCGCUACGUCACCAAGUUGGUCAUCACCUUGGCGGCGCCCGAAGGUGGACAUACCUUUUACAUCUCCCUCCAUACGCCAGAUGCUGAGGCCUACACCGAAUCAAAGACAUCAAAGACUCAUUGGCACCGGUCAACGGCUCCAGCCCUGGAAGGACCGGUGGAGCGCGCGCACAACGCUUGCGCCAUGCUGGGCCGCUUCCGCCCGCCUGCGUGGCCCUGGCUGACGCGGCCGCUGCCAGUGCCGAUGCGUGUGCGACGCCGCGGAGCCUGCAGCAGCCUUCGGGGGUUGCAAAAAGGUCGUUUGUGCGCCGUGCCCCUGGCAGUAACGGCUGUGGUCAAACGCUGCCGCGCCGAGCGGCGCGGUUCUUCUUCGCUUGCGGCGCACAAAGGUGCCGUGGAUCACUAUGGUUUGCUGGGCCUCCGGCGUUUCACCCAUGACGCUACGGAGAUCCAAGCGGCAUAUCAGGCAGCGCGGCAUGUCGCGCAGGAGCUGAAGUCCAGCCCUGCAGUCCUGCAACGUUUGGAGGAGGCCAUGAAGGUACUCGAGAACGAGGAGCAGCGCGAGCACUAUGAUGCGGCGCUCCGAACCACCGCGGAACCAAGCACGGCUGAGCCGGUGCCCAAAGGACAGCUGGCGGCGGAGGCGAAUGUGGUGCCUGGCAGUCAAAAAGUCUAUGUGAAGACCUUCGGGUGUCAACACAACCAAUCCGACGGAGAGUACAUGAUGGGCCAACUGGCCAUGCACGGCUACACCUUGGUCGACUCCCUGGAUGCCGCGGACAUCUGCGUGGUGAAUUCCUGUACCGUGAAGAACCCGGCGGAAUCCCGCGGGCUGCACCUGGUGAAUGAAGCGACCAGGCAAAAGAAGCAGGUGGUCUUGGCCGGAUGUGUGCCAUCAGGCGACCGAAGUCUGCCAAAGAAGCUUCCUCACGUCAGUAUGCUGCACGUCACGCAGCUGGAUCGCAUCGUCGAUGUGGUCGAGGAAGCCAGCAGAGGUCGCGUCUGUACCUUGCUGGAGAAGAAAAAGGAGGGGAAAAGCUCCGCGCUGCCGUCCUUGUCGCUACCCAAGGUGCGACAGGAUCGGUUCACAGAGAUCAUCACCAUCAACGCGGGAUGUCUGAAUUUCUGUACAUAUUGCAAGACUCGCAUGGCCCGAGGAACUGUGAAGUCAUAUUCGGUGGAGGAGAUCGUGGCACGGGCCCAAGAGGCGGCGGAGGAAGGGGUGUGCCACAUCGAGCUGGCCUCGGAGGACAUGGGCGCUUAUGGUGUGGACAUCGGGAGCAACAUCGGUGAGCUCUUGCUUCGCUUGUCGGAUGCUCUGCCACCACAAGUGAUGCUGCGGACGGGCAUGACGAAUCCUCCCUACAUCAUGCAACACCUCGAUAGCGUCAUUGAGGCUUUACAACGACCCAACAUCUAUAGCUUCAUGCACGUGCCGGUGCAAAGCGGUUCCAAUGCGGUGCUGAAACACAUGAAGCGAAAAUAUAGCGUGGAGGAGUUCCAACACUUGGUGGAUCGCUUGCGAGACGCCAUUCCAGACAUCUACCUGCUCACGGAUGUCAUCUGCGGAUAUCCCACCGAAACGGAGGAGGACUGGCAGAUGACGCUGGACUUGGUGAAGCGUUGCAACUUCCACGGAGUCUAUUCCUCGCGCUUCUUCGCGCGCUCCGGGACGCCGGCCGCCCGCUUGCCUCAGUUGCCGCAUGCCGUGACCAAGCGACGUUACCAGGAGCUGUGUGCCCUGGACGCCUGUAACGAUCGCCACCUGGCCCUCCUGGGCCGCACGGAGCGGGUCUGGUUCGCCGGCAGCGACGAGACACGGCACCAGACUCUGGGACGAAGCAAGAACUUUGCCAAGGUGCUGGUGCCGCAGGACGACGCUCUGCUGGGCCAAAGUGCCCUGGUGGAGAUCCAGAAGACCUGCGUGCAGCACGUGGAGGGCCGGGUGGUCACCAGUGACCACCGGUGACGGCGGUAGUGCCAGGGAUGGUGAAACUCGAAACUUUGG